AACCUCAGAACCUCCCGGAGGCCGCCGAAGUCCACAGAAGAGACUCCAGGACAGACGCAGACGGAGGCAGCCUGCGCAGCCGAGGUGCAGAGCUUGGACGAGGCCUUCGCCAACGAAACCAAGCCCACCGAUGCCGCGCUGGCCGAGCGGCAGCAGCGGCAAGGCGGCCAGAGCCGAGCCGCACGGCAGGCCGGGACGAGCGGCCGCCGCGGCGGAGAGGGCGCGAGCGGCGGCGAGGCCCUCGAUCCGCCGCUAGCUGCAGGCCAGCUGGGCCAGGAGGACGCCGCGCGGGCGGGGGCCGGCCCCGCUCCGCGCACGGCCGG
This is a messenger RNA of Prorocentrum cordatum, 323 nucleotides long. NCBI's taxonomy places the organism in Eukaryota, Dinophyceae, Prorocentrales, Prorocentraceae. The record is from the annotation of a GenBank genome assembly.